AUGCCUUGGAUAAGACUCUUCAGAGCCGUGAAUAUAUCCCUCCGUAUCAUGGCCUACGUGAGACACUUUCGGACUUUAGUUUCGGGAUUUUACUUCUGGGAAGCAGCACUGCUACUCAGUUUGGUUGCAACGAAGGAAACAGACAGUGCAAGGUCUCGAAGUGCCCCAAUGUCACCUUCUGACUUUCUAGAUAAAUUAAUGGGGAGGACGUCGGGGUAUGAUGCGAGAAUCAGACCCAAUUUUAAAGGCCCUGCAGUUAACGUCACAUGCAACAUAUUCAUAAACAGCUUUGGUUCUAUUGCUGAGACAACCAUGGAUUACAGAGUGAAUAUUUUUCUUCGUCAGAAAUGGAACGACCCACGUCUUGCAUAUAGUGAAUACCCUGAUGACUCCUUAGACCUAGACCCUUCCAUGUUGGAUUCCAUUUGGAAACCUGAUUUGUUCUUUGCCAAUGAAAAGGGAGCCAACUUUCAUGAAGUGACUACAGACAACAAACUGUUGCGGAUUUUCAAGAAUGGGAAUGUUCUUUAUUCAAUAAGGUUGACAUUAACACUCUCCUGUCCAAUGGAUCUCAAGAAUUUUCCGAUGGAUGUACAAACAUGUAUAAUGCAACUGGAAAGCUUUGGGUACACAAUGAAUGAUCUCAUAUUUGAAUGGCAAGAUGAGGCACCUGUACAAGUGGCAGAAGGACUCACUUUACCCCAGUUUCUGUUGAAAGAAGAGAAAGAUUUACGAUACUGCACUAAACAUUACAACACAGGAAAGUUUACAUGUAUAGAAGUGCGAUUCCAUCUUGAACGACAAAUGGGCUACUAUCUGAUCCAGAUGUACAUUCCAAGCCUCCUGAUUGUCAUUCUCUCCUGGGUUUCCUUCUGGAUCAACAUGGAUGCUGCCCCAGCCCGGGUAGCCUUGGGAAUAACCACUGUGCUGACCAUGACCACACAGAGUUCAGGAUCACGGGCUUCCUUACCAAAGGUCUCCUAUGUCAAAGCUAUUGAUAUUUGGAUGGCAGUGUGCCUCCUUUUUGUGUUUUCAGCACUUCUGGAAUAUGCAGCGGUAAAUUUUGUAUCAAGACAACACAAAGAACUUCUGAGAUUUCGACGAAAGAGAAGGAGUAAGACAGAAGCUUUUGCAUUGGAGAAGUUUUACCGUUUCUCAGACACGGAUGAUGAGAUAAGGGAAAGCCGGUUCAGCUUCACAGCUUAUGGAAUGGGGCCGUGUCUGCAAACCAAAGAAGGUGUGACUCCAAAGGGCCCCAACCAUGCUGUCCAGGUAAUGCCGAAGAGCCCAGAUGAGAUGAGGAAGGUCUUUAUCGACCGGGCCAAGAAGAUUGACACCAUCUCACGAGCCUGCUUCCCAUUAGCCUUUUUGAUUUUUAAUAUUUUCUACUGGGUUAUCUAUAAAAUCCUUAGGCAUGAGGAUAUUCAUCAGCAGCAAGAUUAA
Budorcas taxicolor (takin) is the source of this 1443-nucleotide messenger RNA. RefSeq names its product glycine receptor alpha 3 (gene GLRA3). Gene Ontology annotation, molecular function: transmitter-gated monoatomic ion channel activity; extracellularly glycine-gated chloride channel activity; glycine binding. Lineage: Eukaryota; Metazoa; Chordata; Mammalia; Artiodactyla; Bovidae. Gene Ontology annotation, cellular component: plasma membrane; synapse; neuron projection. The record is from RefSeq and is a predicted model, not a curated record. Gene Ontology annotation, biological process: regulation of membrane potential; nervous system process; signal transduction.